AUGACCGACGCCAAAGAGAACCUCAAUGCGGUCUUCGACCCCGCCGGUCGCGGGCUUUCGCCCGAUAUCCUCGGCGUCCUGGAGUCGACGCUGCGCUUGCACUCAAUGACGGCCGACGAACUGUUCAUCAAAUGGGAAGUGUACUGUCUGAAGAUGGGGGGCGAAGAGACAAAGCUCGAUCUGGAAACGGCACGCAUGUUCGCCAAAGACGUACAGGACGGGGUCGAGCGAGGAGAUCGAUCGCACAAGUCGACGGUCAAGCCAGAGAGGAAGACGACGGUGCACGCUACACCGAGGGCGACUGGCAACGGGGACGUUUUCGGGAUGCUCGAUGAACUCACGCCCAAUGCACUCCCGCGGCGGAAUGGCAGCGUCAAGAGGAAAGCAGACUUCGACUCCCCAGUGCCGCGGAAAGUCAGUCGACCGGAGUCUACGAGCAAGGCACAGGCCAAAGGAGCGAAAGUGGCUGGACUGGCAGGCAUUCCGUUCUCCGAACGACAGAACGCAGGCCAUACUGUCGAGAUCUUGAACGAGCACCUCUCGUCGGCCGAACCGCCCAUUGCCCCGUUCUCAGAAGCGCGCCUUCACAUGGUGCUUCGCUCGGAUUAUAAAAAGUUCGCCUAUAAGCCCAUGGCGAUGCAUUUGUCGGAGGCGUCGGAGGUCUUUGACGACCGCAUUGACGACUUCAUGGCCGUGGUCCAGCAGGCUCAUAAACUGGAAGAUUCGUCAUUCGGCAAUGCAGCCGCCCAGAGUACAAGCGAAAUCAUUGCCGUGGGCAGGAUUGCCUCGGACACCGCAGAGGGGAAACUCAACUCGGCAUCGUUGGUGCUGGAGAUGUCGAGGCGCAUGGGUGCCGGGUUACGUGUUCCCUUGAAGGUCGACGGCUUGUCUUCCUACCAGUUCUUCCCCGGACAGAUCGUCGCCGUACGAGGAACAAAUGCUUCGGGGCUUUAUUUCACUGUUACGGAGGUCUUGUCCACCCCCAAGCUUCCCAUGCCCUCUUCUGUCCCGACACAAAUCGACGCAAUCAACCAGAAACUUGGUGUCUCUGAGGAUUCGUCUGCCUCGUCACCUCUCAACAUCAUGAUCGCCUCAGGCCCAUACACCGCCGACGACAACCUGGACUUUGAACCCUUCCAAGCACUCUGCGAAAAGGCCGCGGACAACAUGGUCGACGCCCUCAUUCUCAACGGUCCGUUCCUCGACAUUGAACAUCCCAUGCUUGCGUCGGGAGACUUCGACUUGCCCGAAGUUCGGGGUCUAGACAAGGAAGCAAGUAUGGCCGCUUUGUUCCGUCUCUGGAUCUCCGGCCCUCUUCAACGUCUCUGCUCAGCCGUGCCGAGUAUCACGGUCCUCAUCGUCCCCAGUGUGCGGGACGCAAUCAGCAAGCACGUCAGCUGGCCGCAGGAGCGGCCUCCGCGGAAAGAUCUCGCAUUGCCCAAGCAAGUUACCAUGCUCCCAAAUCCAUGCUAUGUGUCUUUGAAUGAAGUCGUGGUUGGCAUCUCCUCUCAAGACAUCUUAUACGAGCUUAGCCGAGAGCAAUUGGCCCACGGCGCCGGGUCUGAUCUCCUGACCAGACUGCCCGGCUAUCUGAUCGAUCAGAGGCAUUUCUUUCCACUGUUUCCGCCAAUGUCCAGAGACAAGCUGCCAAGUAACGGUGUGGUCAAAGCCACGGGAUCAUGCUUGGACGUCGGAUAUUUGAAGCUGGGUGAAUGGAUGCAGGUCAAGCCUGACGUGCUCGUCCUACCCAGCAUAUUGACCCCGUCUGUCAAGGUCGUCGACAGUGUGAUGGUGAUCAAUCCGGGUCAAUUGUCCAAGCGCAAGGCCGCAGGAACAUACUCUCAGAUCUCGCUGCAUCCCAGGAUAUUAGCCGAGGACGAAAAGUCGCAGAGGAGCGUCCCCCACAAGGUAUUUGAGCGUGCAAGGGUCGAAGUCGUAAGGAUAUAG
This is a messenger RNA of Capronia coronata CBS 617.96, 1947 nucleotides long. Its product is annotated as DNA polymerase alpha subunit B. Gene Ontology annotation, cellular component: alpha DNA polymerase:primase complex. Gene Ontology annotation, molecular function: DNA binding. The transcript has 4 exons. NCBI's taxonomy places the organism in Eukaryota, Fungi, Ascomycota, Eurotiomycetes, Chaetothyriales, Herpotrichiellaceae. The record is from RefSeq and is a predicted model, not a curated record. Gene Ontology annotation, biological process: DNA replication; DNA replication initiation. Bases 1 to 1947 code for a protein of 648 amino acids.